Molecule: messenger RNA, 1930 nt
Organism: Haliaeetus leucocephalus (bald eagle)
Lineage: Eukaryota; Metazoa; Chordata; Aves; Accipitriformes; Accipitridae
Exons: 7
Biological process (GO): virion assembly
Source: RefSeq, a predicted model, not a curated record
AUGUUCCACAUUGUGAAAGACAAGAAGGACCCCUACAGAGACUUGACAGAGGGCUCUAAUUUGGUUACAUUAUCCCCUCUAGCAAGUGAACUGUCAAGUAUUGUUAUUGGCUCAGGACAAUUUCAAGGCCUCUCCAUUGAAAUUAAAGAAUACACCAGAAAAGAAGCACCCAGUGCCACUUUCAGGGUAUGCAGAAGUCUGACAGGAACACAUGACCAGAAAACUUUGGUUUCUAAGCUUGAGAUUAAUAAUAUUGUCCUGAGACAAGGGAACUCUAGAGAAGCAGAACAGCCUGAAGAUGGCAGGUUCCUUAUACCUGGAAAAGAACAGGAUGAAGACUCGGAUAGAACUCCAACCCCCCUGGACAGCCCUGUAUCUUCCCGUACUAGGAAGAAAACUACCUCAACAGCUUUACAAGCACCUCUCCGAGAGGCGGUGAGGCCGGAUGGUGGGACGAUGUUAAUCAAAGUACCCUUUUCUACUGCUGACCUAGGGGAAUGGAAAAAGGUUGCUAAAGAUGAUAAGAGUGAUCCGGAUAUACAGCUAUUAUUAGAAUAUAUGACCGAAACAGAGAAACAGCUGAUUUUAAAAACAGCAGAGAACCUAGCUGAAGAUCAUUAUAAGAUCACAGGAGGGGACGUUAAAGAAUAUUUCCCUCUCCAAGACCCAAAGUGGGAUGUUAAUAGAUCUGCACAUAUGGAAAGAUUGCAGGGAUAUCAGGAUUGGAUUACAAAAGGAAUGGAGAGGGCAAUCCCCAAAACUAUAAAUUGGUCAGCUUUAUAUGCAGUCAAACAGAGUCCUUCUGAGUCUCCAUCUGAAUUCCUGGAUCGACUGAGGGAUGUAAUGCGCCGCAACACACCGCUGGAUCCUGGGUCAGAGGCACUUUUGGGAAGGGACUUGUUGGAACAAUUGGAAGCAAAAAUUGUAUUUGAAAAGGGAGAAAUUAUUCUGGAGGUAAAAGAUCAGCAAUAUAUUCAAAUAUUGAGCCUAACCUUAACCAGUCUCCCCCUAGAAGGAAAUAUUAACGAGGACAUCUUAAACCAAGUGUACCCGGGGGUAUGGGCUACCGAUGCACCUGGAAGAGCGAAAAGUGCUCCACCUGUUGAAGUUAGGAUCAAGGAAGGCCGAAAGCCGGUAAGGAUGAAACAGUAUCCCCUAAAGAAGGAAGACAGAGAAGGAAUCCAGCCGGUGAUAGAAAAAUUUUUGCAGUUGGGAUUACUAAAAGAGUGUGAGUCUGAAUUCAAUACCCCUAUAUUACCUGUUUGGAAGCCCGAUGGGUCAUAUCGGGUGGUCCAAGACUUCCGGGCGGUGAAUAAGAUAACUGAAGAUCUUUACCCGGUAGUCUCAAACCCAUAUACCCUGUUGACCGUAUUAACACCUGAAUUGACUUGGUUUACUGUUUUAGAUUUGAAGGAUGCUUUCUUUUGCCUCCCUCUCCAUGAGACCAGCCAAAAAUUAUUUGCAUUUGAAUGGGAAAACCCCAAGAGUGGUUGAAAGACCCAGCUCACUUGGACAGUGUUGCCACAAGGAUUUAAGAAUAGUCCUACCAUUUUUGGCAAUCAGCUUGCAAAAGACUUAGAAUCCUGGGAAACCCCGUCUGAGGAAGGGAAGCUGUUGCAGUAUGUGGAUGAUAUCCUGAUUGCCACCAAGACAGAGAAAGAUUGUAUGACGUGGACGCCACUGAGCAGAAACACCUUGGGUGGAACAAGGAGACCGAACGAGCCUUUGAGCUACUGAAAAAGGCUUUGAUGUCGGCCCCGGCCUUAGGACUCCCAGAUGUGAGUAAGCCGUUUCUUCUUUACUCCCACGAGAAGCAGGGCAUUGCCCUGGGAAUAUUAGCACAAAACCUGGGCCCAUAUCGACGGGCAGUUGCCUACCUCUCUAAGCAGUUAGACACGACUGCAAAAGGUUGGCCUGGAUGCCUGCGGGC